This is a messenger RNA of Solea senegalensis (Senegalese sole), 1726 nucleotides long. RefSeq lists its product as uncharacterized. Gene Ontology annotation, biological process: T cell activation; positive regulation of ERK1 and ERK2 cascade; interleukin-15-mediated signaling pathway. Bases 318 to 1427 code for a protein of 369 amino acids. Lineage: Eukaryota; Metazoa; Chordata; Actinopteri; Pleuronectiformes; Soleidae. Gene Ontology annotation, molecular function: protein tyrosine kinase binding; MHC class II protein binding. The record is from RefSeq and is a predicted model, not a curated record. The transcript has 7 exons. Gene Ontology annotation, cellular component: external side of plasma membrane; membrane raft.
UCAUCACCACUUCCUUUCACAGGAGGUUACACAAUGAUGAAGCGUCAGUAAAAAGCUUUAUUUAAGGGGCUGACGUCGCACUUACUGUGUGAGAAGAAACACAGUCAAACUUUGGAUGCUGUUAAAUCUAAAAUGUAACCUUCAGGUUUCUCAUGUUGAACGCCACAGAUACCUGUGAGCUCAUGUCUAAAGGAAGAGCACGCUGCUUUUUAUUUCUCAGCAGAGCCACAUUACGAUUGGCAAAUAUGAUCAUCAUCGUAAGGAAGUAACAAGGGGAAGUUCAGUGAAAACAAGACAGAAACUAACGGCAGCGUGCCAUGGUCGGAUUCCAGUGGAGUAAAUGCAUCAAAAUGUCUUUAUUUUUGUAUAUUUUCAUGCUUCAAUUUAGAGGAAUUACAGCGGAGGAUUCCCACUUCAUUGUCAGAGAAGGAGAGGACGUGACUUUACCUUGUAAAAGCUGGAUUCAUCCUCAGGACGAGGGCGAAACUGUUUGGCUUUUCAGUGACACACCAUCGUCACAAACUGUGCAGCUGAUGAGCACCAGGGAGGACGAUGAAAAAGACGAGUCCAAAGCAGACAGACUGAGCCUCACGAAGGACCUUUCUCUGGGUAUUAAAGCGGUUAGAGUGAAGGACGCUGGUCAGUACACCUGCAGACACUACGGCGAGUCGGGAGACACAUUUCAAAGCUCUCUGGUUUAUCUCUCCAUUAUUAUCAUUCAUGGUGAAAAAGGCGGGGACACGACGACGUUGACCUGCUCUGUGUUGAGAUACGGGCGAUGCGGACACAGGGUGGAGUGGCUGAGCGACGGAGCAGUGCACGACGCGGCGACGUCACGUGACUGCUCAGCCACUGUGGCGUUCAGGACUCCUCGCUCCGGUCAAAAGUACGAGGAGUCGUUUCGGUGCAGAGUGACAGACGGUAGCGGCAUGGAGCUGCUGCUGUGCACCUUCAACUCUCACUCGGCCUGUGAGAACAAAGUUUCAGGUUCUACUCAUCGGUGGAUCUACGUCAUCGUCGCGGCUGUGGGUUCAGCAGUGAUCUUGGCGACUGUUGGAGCGCUCGUCGCGUGGAGAAGACGCAAAGGCAAGAUCGUGUACUGGCGACGCAAAGUUCUUUUCUUCACCGUAUUUAUUAUUGUUUUUAUUUUUUUUGUCUUUUCAGGACACAGAACACAGACGGACAACACCGAACUGACGCCUGCUGUGACCGAGUCGGCUCCACAAACCAGUCAGGACACGGCUGAUCCUGAUGACGGUGUUUUCUACACCUCUGUGACCUACAACAAGAACUGUGAGAGUACAGCGCGGGUAAAAGAGGACGAUGAUGACGAUGAUGACGAUGAUGCAGUGAUCUACAGUGGAGUGAAAAGCUCGCCCGUCAUGUCCGACGACGUCUAUGCCACCGUCGUAAAUAGACGGCAGUGAAUUUAAGUCCCAUUUCAUCACAAACACAUUUUAUUUCCAGUGAAACCAAGUCACUAACUUAUAUUUUGCAUCAUAAAGUAAUGAAAGGCAACAACGUUUGAGUUUAACAUUCAGGAGUUCAUGUUGUUGUAGUGUCUCUUUCCACAGGGGGGUGCUAUUUCAUGAGUGAAAUUAUGUUUCCUCUGUUUUUUUAAAUGUCAUUCAUGGUUUUCUGUUGAAAUAGCAAUGGUUCAUUUAUGUGUUUGAAUACACAUAAUACACAAUAACACAAUACAUACAGUAUAUAUAUACAUACAUAU